CCCCGGUUCCUCCGUCUUCUCCAUCAAAGACGUUUAGGGCCGGGGCGGUGGAAAUGUAACACUUUUUUUUUUUCUUGGGUUGCUGACAAAACUCGGGCCCGAAGGGAGGGAACUGGGCUCACCGAGGUGUAGCUCACCGGGAACGCGAUGACGUGAUUGGACCAGAGGAUUUCAACACACAAUUUCCCGUCUCAACUCAACAACCCGUCUAUGCUUGGUCAUAUUGACUCACCAACCUAGCCUCGACUUUCUUACCUACUUUACCCAGGGAAGAUAGCUUUGAGCUUGGCUUAUCCCCACACUCUCAUUUGUACUCAAUACUGUAGAUCUUCCGGCAAUAAUGGUCCACGCCGACGCCUCAAACUUCGCCAAUGGCGUGACAAAGGAGGAGGCUUACGAGCAGGUCCUCAUGCAAGCCGAAGGUCUCCUCGACGGUCAAAGGAACUGGGUCGCCAACCUCGCAAACACAGCCUCCCUCCUCUGGCACGCAUACCACUCCCUGCCCGCCCCCUCAAACGCAGUAAACUGGGCAGGUUUCUGUCCUCGACCCAGCCUCCUCUUCUUCUUCUUCCACCACCACCAAGCAAUCCUCAUCCUAGGCCCCUUCAUGGGCAAAGUCGCCUGCCAACAAAUCCCCUUUGGCCGCGGCGUCUGCGGCGCCGCCGCCGCCACGCGCCAGACCCAGCUCGUGGCCGACGUCGACGCCUUCCCGGGGCACAUUGCGUGUGACGGGGAUAGCAAGAGCGAGGUCGUGGUGCCCAUCGUUAUCAAGGACAAGGAGGGGGAAGAGAAGCUGGUGGCGAUUAUCGACGUGGAUUGCGCGGAGAGGGAUGGGUUCGAUGAGGUUGAUCGGGUUUGGUUGGAGAGGCUUGCUGGGUUGCUUGCAGGAGGAUGUAAUUGGUAGGGGGUGAAGAUGGAGAUAUAGAGUGAAGAUAGGAUGAGGAGUGAGUUGAAGGUAGGAUGAAGAGGGAGUUGAAGAUGAGGAUGAAGAUCAGAAGAUGGGAUGAAGAGGGUGGUGAGAGGGUGAAAGAAGGGAAGUGAUGAGUUGGGGCGGGAGUCUCAUGGGAUCAAAAGAGAGUAACGGAAAUCGUCUACGGAUGAGAGAGAGAGAGAGAGAGAGAG
Molecule: messenger RNA, 1122 nt
Organism: Colletotrichum scovillei
Lineage: Eukaryota; Fungi; Ascomycota; Sordariomycetes; Glomerellales; Glomerellaceae
Product: GAF domain-containing protein
Exons: 4
Coding region: 341-904 (187 amino acids)
Cellular component (GO): cytosol
Molecular function (GO): L-methionine (R)-S-oxide reductase activity; protein binding
Source: RefSeq, a predicted model, not a curated record